Molecule: messenger RNA, 468 nt
Organism: Peromyscus leucopus (white-footed mouse)
Lineage: Eukaryota; Metazoa; Chordata; Mammalia; Rodentia; Cricetidae
Product: beta-defensin 109-like
Exons: 2
Coding region: 77-340 (87 amino acids)
Biological process (GO): cell chemotaxis; defense response to bacterium
Cellular component (GO): extracellular region
Molecular function (GO): CCR6 chemokine receptor binding; chemoattractant activity
Source: RefSeq, a predicted model, not a curated record
AGCUCUGCAUCUGCCAUACUCCAAGACCUCAGACUCCACCAGAUCGCUACAUCAUCACAUUACAGACCUUUCAGCCAUGAGAUUCCAUCUGCUCCUCCACACUCUCCUCUUCCUUUUGGCCCUCUUACCUCCAGUUAGAAGUGGCUUUGGUGCUUCCGAGAGACACUGUCUCUAUCUGGAGGGCAUUUGCAGACGAGACGUUUGCAAAGUCAUAGAAGAUGAAAUCGGUGCUUGCCGAAGAAAAUGGAAAUGCUGCAGGAUGUGGUGGGUUCUCGUACCAAUCCCGACACCAGUUAUCUUUUCAGACUACCAAGAACCCCUCAAGAGCAAGAUCAAAUAAAGCCAUGGUGAACACCACGCAGAGAGGCUUGUGCCCCCAAAGCAAUAGAAUCUUCACACUGAAUGCUUCCAGCUCUUUAACCAGAUUCUAGUCAGCUUGCCAAUAAAACUAAAUAUAGGUUUCAAAUA